Messenger RNA from Gongylonema pulchrum, 549 nucleotides. NCBI's taxonomy places the organism in Eukaryota, Metazoa, Nematoda, Chromadorea, Rhabditida, Gongylonematidae. The record is from the annotation of a GenBank genome assembly.
GUUCGCUUAGACGUCGCUGGUCGACUUUGUCCGCUGCAGGCCCUACCUUUGCGUUUGGAACCGUCUGGAUCGUUUGCUCUUGCCUCAACAGAAGUUGCUUGCCUCUUCACAUCAUUUCCGUCACUGACAAAAGUCUCUUCAAAAAAUCGAAGUGUCCAUGGCACAAAUCCACAGUCACGCGGCGACUCAUCGCUCGAAUUAGAAGCUAUUGCUGCCGUACAUGAACUGUCGUUUGCUGUAAAAAUAAUUUCGGUUUCAGAAAUUCUUCCGCGUACGCCGGACCUGAUCUUUGUCAACCUCACUACUACUGAAGGACAGCCAUACUGCCUUGAACUGACAAUGAAAGGUUGGCGUGUAACGUCAUUACGGCACGAUUGUAUGCAAGGAGAUUUUACGCGGCUGGAUCUCUUCACAACCUAUUACGACACGUUAUAUGAUCUGAUGGAUGAGCUUUCACCUGGCUACAGAAAUCGUUUCAACGAGAAGUUAGCACAAAAACUACGAAUGCUUCAGGUAGCUGCGUAUCAUAUCCGUUCAUGUACGCUCUAA